AUGGCGGCUGGACUAAAGACCAUCAUUGCGCUUUCAUUUGUUCUUGCCAUUGGCUUCCUCCUCGUUAUCCUCUCUUCCGCGCUAUGGCAUAAGUACUGGCCGCUGCUGGUCGUCGGCAUCUAUGUCGUUGCGCCCCUCCCCAACUGGAUUUGCCAACGAUGCGCAAACCCCGACGAUUUCAUGGAUAGCUCGAGUAACUCUGCGAUGGACUUUGGGCGAUUCAUGACUGGAUUUUUGGUUCUGACUGGCAUCGCACUUCCCUUCGUCCUCGCUCACAGCGGUGCGAUCGAGAUACCCGCAAUGAUCAUGUCCAUUAUCGGAGGCCUUUUGAUCUACGGAACCAUUAUUAGCUUCUCAAUGUUCUUCCAGGAACAGGAAGAGUUCUGA
Molecule: messenger RNA, 387 nt
Organism: Penicillium arizonense
Lineage: Eukaryota; Fungi; Ascomycota; Eurotiomycetes; Eurotiales; Aspergillaceae
Product: Vps55 family protein
Exons: 3
Coding region: 1-387 (128 amino acids)
Biological process (GO): late endosome to vacuole transport via multivesicular body sorting pathway
Cellular component (GO): endosome; Vps55/Vps68 complex
Source: RefSeq, a predicted model, not a curated record